Molecule: messenger RNA, 1074 nt
Organism: Stegastes partitus (bicolor damselfish)
Lineage: Eukaryota; Metazoa; Chordata; Actinopteri; Pomacentridae
Product: glucose-6-phosphatase 2
Exons: 5
Coding region: 1-1074 (357 amino acids)
Biological process (GO): glucose 6-phosphate metabolic process; gluconeogenesis
Cellular component (GO): membrane
Molecular function (GO): glucose-6-phosphatase activity
Source: RefSeq, a predicted model, not a curated record
AUGGAUUUCGUCUACAGCUUUGGUGUGCUGGUUAUACAGCACCUGCAGUCGAACUACCAGGAAUAUCAUGACUUCCUCAACUUCAUGUCAACAGUGGGGGACCCUCGCAAUAUUUUCUCAGUUUAUUUCCCCCUCUGGUUCCAUCUCAGUCAUAAUGUUGGCACCAAGAUGAUAUGGGUGGCUGUCAUUGGAGACUGGUUUAAUCUCAUUUUCAAAUGGAUUCUGUUUGGACAGCGGCCUUAUUGGUGGGUGCAAGAAACUCAGUUCUACCACAAUGACUCAAUACCUCAUUUGGAGCAGUUUCACAUAACAUGUGAAACAGGGCCAGGUAGUCCAUCUGGUCAUGCCAUGGGCUCAUCGUGUGUGUGGUAUGUGAUGAUCACCUCUGCUCUACAUUUUGCUCGACCCUCCAGUGUCUCGUCUGUCUGGAAUUUUCAAAGGUUUCGUCUUCUGAGGUCCUGCUUGUGGAUGGCCUUUUGGGUCAUUCAGAUAAGUGUUUGCAUCUCAAGGGUUUUCAUCGCAACACAUUUCCCACAUCAGGUCAUCCUGGGUCUUUUCACUGGUAUGCUGGUUGCUGAGGUGUUGGAUCACAUCCCCUCAGUCUACAAUGCAAGCUUGAAAGUGUAUCUGCAGGCCAAUGUUUUUCUUUUAUCUUUGGCCGUUUGCUUCUACCUGCUGCUCAGACUGAUGGGCACCGAUCCUCUGUGGUCAGUCGCUAAAGCAAAGAAAUGGUGUGCUAACCCAGACUGGAUCCACCUGGACACCACACCGUUUGCUGGUCUGGUAAGAAACCUGGGAGCCCUGUUCGGUCUCGGCCUGGCGCUGAACUCUGAGAUGUUCGUUCAGAGCUGUAAGGGCAAGAAUGGCUACAAAACCGCAUUUAAACUGAUGUGUGUGACUGCAACUCUCACAUUUCUGCAGCUGUAUGAUUUUAUCAAAAUGCCAACUCACACCGAGGCGCUGUUUUACAUUCUGUCAUUUUGCAAAAGUGCUUCAAUACCUCUUGGUGUGGUCGCUGUCAUCCCUUACUGUGUUCAUUUGCUGAUCAGAGACGAGGAGCGGAAGCUGGCUUAG